CUGAAUACCAAGUGCAUCGUGGAGAUGGAAGGGAACCAGACUGUACUUCACCCUCCGCCUUCCAACACCAAGCAGGGAGAAAGAAAACCACCUAAGGUGUUUGCCUUUGAUCACUGCUUCUGGUCCAUGGAUGAAUCAAACACCACAAAAUAUGCAGGUCAAGAAGUGGUGUUCAAGUGCCUUGGAGAAGGAAUUCUUGAAAAGGCCUUUCAGGGAUAUAACGCUUGUAUUUUUGCCUAUGGACAGACAGGUUCAGGAAAAUCCUUUUCAAUGAUGGGCAAUGCAGAGCAGCUGGGUCUGAUCCCACGGCUCUGUUGUGCUUUAUUUCAGAGAAUUGCUGUGGAAGAAAAUGAAUCUCAUACUUUUAAAGUCGAAGUGUCCUAUAUGGAAAUCUACAAUGAGAAAGUCAGAGAUCUGCUUGACCCAAAAGGGAGUCGGCAGUCCCUUAAGGUUCGAGAGCACAAAGUGUUGGGACCGUACGUAGAUGGCCUGUCUCAGCUGGCUGUUACGAACUUCGAGGAUAUUGAGUCACUGAUGUCGGAGGGAAACAAAUCACGAACAGUUGCUGCAACCAACAUGAAUGAAGAAAGCAGCCGCUCUCAUGCUGUAUUCAAUAUUAUAGUGACUCAGACACUUUAUGACCUGCAUUCUGGUAAUUCUGGAGAGAAGGUCAGCAAGGUCAGCCUGGUGGAUUUGGCUGGGAGCGAGAGAGUGUCCAAAACGGGAGCUGCAGGAGAACGCCUGAAGGAAGGCAGCAACAUAAACAAAUCACUUUCAACACUGGGCUUGGUUAUAUCAUCACUUGCUGACCAAGCAGCAGGGAAGGGGAAAAACAAGUUUGUGCCUUACAGAGACUCUGUACUCACUUGGCUUCUCAAGGACAACUUGGGAGGAAACAGCCAAACUGCCAUGAUAGCCACAAUUAGUCCAGCAGCAGACAACUAUGAAGAAACACUCUCUACUCUGAGAUAUGCAGACAGAGCCAAAAGGAUAGUUAAUCAUGCUGUGGUGAAUGAAGAUCCAAAUGCUAGGGUCAUCAGAGAAUUACGUGAAGAGGUUGAAAAACUGAAAGAACAGCUCUCACAAGCUGAGGCCAUGAAGGCACCGGAACUGAAGGAAAAACUGGAAGAAUCUGAAAAACUAAUAAAAGAGCUAACAGUCACCUGGGAAGAAAAGCUAAGGAAAACGGAAGAAAUUGCACAGGAGAGGCAAAGACAGCUAGAGAGCAUGGGAAUUUCCCUUGAGUCUUCAGGUAUCAAGGUGGGGGAUGACAAGUGUUACCUGGUGAACCUGAAUGCAGACCCUGCGCUCAAUGAGCUUUUGGUUUACUAUUUAAAGGAUCACACAAGAGUUGGUGCAGAUACCUCUCAGGAUAUACAGCUCUUUGGUAUAGGAAUCCAACCAGAACACUGCGAGAUUGAUAUUGCGUUAGAUGGAGAAGUUACACUCACACCAAAAGAAAAUGCAAGAUCCUGUGUAAAUGGUGCACUGGUAUGUUCUGUCACUCAGUUAUGGCAUGGAGAUAGAAUAUUAUGGGGAAACAACCACUUUUUUAGAAUCAAUUUACCAAAGAGGAAACGACGAGAUUGGCUGAAAGACCUUGAGAAAGAAACUUCAUUAGGAGAGCAUGAUCUGGAUGCAGCUAGUGAAGCUUCUUCAGAACCAGACUACAACUAUGAGUUUGCACAAAUGGAAGUUAUUAUGAAGACACUGAAUAGUAAUGACCCAGUACAAAAUGUGGUCCAGAUUUUGGAGAAGCAGUACUUGGAAGAGAAGCGGAGCGCUCUUGAGGAGCAGCGGCUGAUGUAUGAACGUGAGUUAGAGUUGUUGCGGCAGCAGCUCUCUCCAGAAAGGCAGCAUCAGCAUGGCAGCGACAGACUCUCCUACACUGCUCAGACUGCACAGCAGAAAGUAAAUCUCUGGACAGAAGAGAGGGAUGAAUUGUUUCGACAGAGCCUGGCUAAACUUCGAGAGCAGAUAGUAAAGGCAAAUACACUGGUGAGAGAAGCAAACUUCUUAGCAGAAGAAAUGGGUAAACUAACAGAUUAUCAAGUAACACUUCAGAUCCCUGCUGAAAACCUCAGUGCCAACAAAAAGAGGGGUGCAAUAGUAAGUGAGCCUGCUAUUCAAGUGAGAAGAAAAGGAAAAGGUACUCAAGUGUGGACUAUUGAGAAACUAGAGAACAAAUUGAUUGACAUGAGAGACCUCUACCAAGAGUGGAAGGAGAAAAUUCCUGAGAUAAGGAAGCCCGUUGGCAGAAGAGGUGAUCCUUUCUACGAAGCGCAAGAGAAUCACAACUUAAUUGGCGUGGCCAACGUGUUCCUGGAGUGCCUGUUCUACGAGGUGAAGCUGCAGUACGCCGUGCCCAUCAUCAGCCAGCAGGGGGAGGUUGCAGGACGGUUGCAUGUUGAAGUAAUGCGAGUCACUGGGUCUGUCCCAGAACGUGUAGUAGAAGGAGAUGACUCAUCUGAGAACUCCAGUGAGAGUGGGAGUCUGGAAGUCGUGGAUAACAAUGGAGAAAUUAUCCAUAGAGCAAAAAAGCUCUCCUGCAGGGUGAAAAUAAAAGAAGCAACCGGACUGCCACCUAAUCUCUCCAACUUUGUCUUCUGUCAAUAUACGUUUUGGGAUCAAUGCAAGUCAACAGUAGCGGCACCAGUGGUAGAUCCAGAUGUGCCUUCACCUCAGAGCAAGGAUGCUCAUUUUACAGUGACCUUCUCUCACUGUAAGGACUAUGUGGUGAAUGUCACAGAGGAGUUUUUGGAGUUCAUUUCAGAAGGAGCUCUUGCUAUUGAGGUGUGGGGUCACAGAUGUACUGGCAAUGGCAGCUCUGUUUGGGAAGUUGAUUCUCUUCAUGCUAAAACUAGGACACUGAGAGACAGGUGGAAUGAAGUAACUCGAAGAAUAGAAAUGUGGAUUUCCAUACAAGAAUUGAACGAGAUGGGAGAAUAUACUGCAGUUGAACUCCAUCAGGCGAAAGAUGUAAACACAGGGGGGAUUUUCCAGCUUAGGCAGGGUCAUUCUCGCAGGGUUCAGGUGACAGUGAAACCCGUACAACAUUCGGGAACAUUGCCUCUCAUGGUAGAAGCAAUUCUUUCAGUCUCCAUAGGUGGUGUGACUGCCAGAUCAACCAAACUGCAAAGGGGCUUGGACAGCUACCAGAAGGAGGAGGAUGAUGGUGGUGAUAUGGAUAGUUACCAGGAAGAAGAUUUAAACUUCGUACGAGAAAGGUGGUCUGAUGCAUUGAUAAAACGCAGAGAAUACUUGGAUGAGCAGAUUCAGAAGAUCAGCAACAAACAAGAAAAAUCUGAGGAUGAUAUAGAACGAGAAGCCCGGCUGGUUGAACAGUGGGUAGGGCUGACAGAAGAGCGGAAUGCGGUGUUUGUUCCAGCACCAGGCAGUGGAAUUCCCGGUGCCCCCGCAAAUUGGAUUCCACCUGCAGGAAUGGAAACACAUAUACCUGUCCUCUUCCUUGAUUUGAAUGCUGAUGACCUCAGUGCCAAUGAACAACUUAUAGGUCCCCAUGCAUCAGGAGUUAACUCAAUACUACCAAAGGAGCAUGGGAGUCCAUUCUUUUAUCUGCCGAUCAUAAAACACAGUGAUGAUGAGGUUUCAGCCACUGCUGCCUGGGAUUCCUCUGUCCAUGAUUCAGUGCACCUGAAUAGGGUAACGCCUCAAAAUGAGAGAAUUUACUUGAUAGUGAAGACUACUGUGCAGCUUAGCCAUCCUGCUGCAAUGGAACUGGUACUACGCAAAAGGAUUGCAGCCAAUAUUUAUAACAAGCAGAGUUUUACCCAGAGCCUGAAAAGGAGAAUAUCCUUGAAAAAUAUAUAUUAUGCCUGUGGAGUGACCUAUGAAAUAGUAUCCAAUAUACCAAAGGCUACAGAAGAAAUUGAGGAUCGCGAGACCUUAGCGCUGAUGGCUGCAAGGAGUGAGAAUGAGGGCACAUCCGAUGGUGAAACGUACAUUGAAAAAUACACACGUGGUGUGCUGCAAGUGGAGAACAUUUUGAGCCUUGAACGACUAAGACAGGCAGUCACAGUCAAAGAGGCGCUCUCCACCAAAGCAAGAAACAUCCGCAGAAGCAUCAGCACUCCAAAUGUCCACAAUGUAUCCUGUAGCCGACUAGAUCUUUCUGCCUGUGAUGAAGAUGAUAAGGGUUGGUCUGAAAGUCACCUAGAUAUAUCUGACUGUUCUUCCAGUUAUCAAGAUGUAUCAUGCUAUGGUACUUUACCCAGGGAGUCACCUCGCAAGAGCAAAGAUGGCAGUGGUGUUGUAACAGAGAAUUCCCAUGCUUUAAUGGCCAGCCCUUUUAAAGCAUUUUCUCCUCAGCCACCAAAGUUUUUCAAGCCCUUAAUGCCAGUGAAAGAGGAACAUAAAAAGAAGACCCCACUUGAAAGCCGACCUCUGCUUAGUCAAGAGGACUCCGAGGAGGAAGACAGUGAGUUGGAGGCCAUUAAUAAGAAGCUGAUAAGUCCACAAAGUUUUCAAAAUUUCCGGCCUUACGUACCGGAGGAGUUUGCUGACUUCAGUGUUUACAAUGCUAGCCUGGAGAACAGGGAAUGGCUUUCUUCUAAAUCAGACUUCAUGAGUUCACGUGUUCUUGAGAAAGAGGUAUCCCGCAGCCCCACCACUAGCAGUAUUACUAGUGGCUACUUUUCCCACAGUGCCUCUAACGCUACUCUGUCUGACAUGCUUGUCCCCUGUAGUGAUAGCACAGACCAGCUAGCCAGUCACACGAAGGAGCUGGACUCUAAUGAUCCCUCAGGAUCAUCUCUUGCACAUGAUUUAAGAUCCUCUUCGAACAAGGAAUGUCGAGAGUCAGAAAAGGAGGUAGUGAGAGAAAAGUUACCUGUGUUACCACUGAAAGAAAACAGUGCCUUAACGGAACAAGUACCACUGUCCCUCGAUGCCGCUGACACAGACUCUCAGCAGUUACCCAGAGCUGGAUCGUUUUCGGCUUUAAGUUCCUUGGAUGGCAAAAAUACCUGUCGUACAAUCGAAUUUUCAGCGCGCGAAGCAACAGUUGAGCACACGACGGACAUUCUGGAAGAUCACUCCUUUACAGAGUUCAUGGGUGUUGAAGAUGGAAAGGACUUCGACCAUUCGACAGCUCUGCAGUCGUGUUCCCUUGUGUCCUCUAACGGAGUGAGCGCCUCGGAGCUACCCCGAGGCACUGACAAGGAGCAGAGCACAUGCGUGGGCCAGCUGAGCUCUGCAGCAGCAGCAGGCGACCGGCUUGCAGGCGCUGCGGAAAGCCCUUUUUGUUCUGUACUGGUAAAAGAGACUUCAGACCCUGAGACUUACCCUGAUACUUCCGUGGACGAUUUUAUUGGGAAGGACCACUUGGAUGGUUCCGAUUGUGAAGAAGGUGCUUCUGCAGAUCAAGCCCACGUCUUGCCCAGCUGGGUGGCCGUGGGUGAACAAGUCUGUGUUGGAAGUAAUAAGAUGGGCACGGUGAGAUACGUUGGAACGGUGGAUUUUUCAGCUGGAAUCUGGGUUGGAGUUGAACUAAAUGUUCAGCUGGGGAAGCAUGAUGGAACUGUAAAAGGCAGAGAGUAUUUCCACUGCAAACCACGACACGGUGUCUUUGUUCGUCCUGGGCGCCUCAGCAAAGCACCAGCUUCCGCGAGGAGAUGGAGUAGCACUUCACGGCCUCAGGCAUCUUCCACUUCAGAGAAACGGAAAAGUUCUGUGCUUCAAGGCUCAUCAUCCGCUCCUAAAACAGGAGGAGAAGUCUUCUGCCACUCGGGAGAUGCAGCAGCUUCUGCUUUUUCUAGGAAACAGGAAAACAGGAAAUCUUGGAUUAGCUAAACUGCAGUAUUUUUGCACUUACUACACGCAUCACUGUGUAGAAAACUUUAUGGAUUUUUGAAGCUAUUGUACAUUUUAAUCUGUCCAUACGGAAUGUGUAUUCUCUAGAGUCCUUGACUUAAUUCUCUAAUUUUUUAUAAAUUAUAUAUAUAUUAUAUAUAUGAAUGUGUAUCUAUAGUUUGUCUGCCAGUGAGCAGAUACGGCUGCACACUAAAAUACAGUUAAAGCUGAUCUGUAGAUAACUGAGGUACUGGACUAUUUGUUACGCAACAACUUGGGAGAUAUAUUUUAAACAACAAAAAAUAUUUUAUUGUGGAAAAACCAGGAUGUAAAUCCCUAUUUGGAAAAAAAAAAAAAGCUACGGUUUGCUGUUCUUAAUUACCAAAGAACUUGUUUUAGACUGACACAUUUGCUGUUUAUAUCUUUCUAUUGUAAAUGUUUUAACUGAUAACUUGGUGCCAUGUUUCUUUUAGUCACUGGGCACCGUGCAGCCUUAUGUUCUGUGUUUAAGCACACUGAAAUAUCCAACUGCUUCGUAUUUUUUUUUGUCUUCCUAGAGGCCUGCCACUGUGCUGACUUGGCGUUGGAUUGAAAUGACUAACAAUGCCUGAAGCUAUACGUCUGGCAUUUCAUAUGUUAACAUAAGCCAGCCGGGCAGUUUGACUGCAGAACCAGUAUUACUGCAAGGGUGUGAGAGGACAACAUUUUGGGUUUUUUUGCGGGGGGGGUUUGGUUUUUUGGGUGUGGGGGGGAAAUGGGGAAACAAAGAAGCAGUAAAUGGAUCAUGACUGCAAACUUUGCACUUGUUACUUGCUGGUUAUUAUCAAGAUGAAAUAGAACCUGCUAAAGUAAUUUUAAUCUGUAAAGUUUAUUUUAAUAAUGGGAACGAUGGAGGGAUUUAUGUCUGGUGCUCAUGAAUUCCUAAGAAGGUUGUUCCACGUGUAGAUACUGUAGAUGCCUGAACAAGCGUUCUGGAUAUUUGUAAAGUAACACGGUAAAAAAUGAGUGAAGUGAAUGGCCUGCUGUAUCUGUUCUUCUUUGUUUCUUAGCAAGUGAAUGAUUGAGAUACCUGGGACCUUACUGAAAAGCUGCUGUUCUUUCUUUGAUUGUUGUGUACAGUAAGCGGACUCUCGUAUUUUACUAUUUACUGUAAAGAACUGUAAUUUAUAUACUGCCAUACUGUAUUUAAUUGGUACAGACCUGUUGUGUGUUAGAAUACAGACUGUUUACUUG
Pygoscelis adeliae (Adelie penguin) is the source of this 7044-nucleotide messenger RNA. RefSeq names its product kinesin family member 13A (gene KIF13A). Gene Ontology annotation, cellular component: adherens junction. Bases 25 to 5811 code for a protein of 1928 amino acids. Gene Ontology annotation, biological process: microtubule-based movement; regulation of protein localization. The record is from RefSeq and is a predicted model, not a curated record. Gene Ontology annotation, molecular function: microtubule binding; microtubule motor activity; ATP binding. NCBI's taxonomy places the organism in Eukaryota, Metazoa, Chordata, Aves, Sphenisciformes, Spheniscidae. The transcript has 38 exons.